Messenger RNA from Dentiscutata heterogama, 169 nucleotides. Lineage: Eukaryota; Fungi; Glomeromycota; Glomeromycetes; Diversisporales; Gigasporaceae. The record is from the annotation of a GenBank genome assembly.
AUUGACUUUAAAAUUCUUUUUUGGUCAAUUGCGAGUUAUCGAAAGUCAGGCUUCUCAAUUUUCUUCUGUUCAAAGUAGUUUUUGUGGGUGCGAUAUUGGAGCCGAAAUGGGAGGAGCUACUUAUUUGGACAACGUGGUUUACCAUUCUAGGAUUUUUGAGGAUAUUUAG